AUGGCUGCAUCAGCGCUGAACGAGGAGCGAGAGCUCGCCAUCAACCCAAUCGUUGCAAGCAGCGUACAGCACAAUACCCAGGUCAUCUCCAAUAUACGAAGCCUGACCGCAUCGCUCUUCGGCGUCGCCGCUGGCACACUAGGCCUCGAAUCCUACGCAGGCUUCAUCUUCUACCUACUGGCAUCGCUAGUCGUCUCUGCGUUGCUAUUUGCGCUGAAGACAGAGGGCAAGCCUAGCGCAUACUUUUAUAGUCCGUUGGGCGAUUUGUGGUUGGGAGAUGUCUUUGGGGGAUUGAGCGGCUUUGUGCUGACUUGGACACUGUUUUAUGGCCUAGUGCGGGCGUAG
Bipolaris maydis ATCC 48331 is the source of this 345-nucleotide messenger RNA. The record is from RefSeq and is a predicted model, not a curated record. NCBI's taxonomy places the organism in Eukaryota, Fungi, Ascomycota, Dothideomycetes, Pleosporales, Pleosporaceae.